UGAGAAUGGAGUGAGGUCCCGUGCGCAAGUUCCUCCCGCAGAUUUGUAGUGUAAAUCGUAAAUGGUGAUGAAUACCGCUGGAUGUGUCGUGCAAGAAAAAGCGUCAGUGUGUGAGCUCUAAGUAUGGAACACAAGAUGAAGGAAAAGUCGUAGAGAUCGCCGGAGAAAGAAGCGUGCCAUAGCAGUGCCAUAAGGGAGCCAUGCACAAUAACCGGCGGCGGAAGAAGCGGCCCAGCUAUGGGGUCCGCACGGUGGAGAUCACGAAGGGCAAGAACGGCUUCGGCUUCACCAUCAGCGGGCAGGCGCCGUGCAUCUUGUCGUGCAUCGUGCCGGGCAGCCCCGCCGAGCGCGCCGGCCUGCGCCCUGGCGACUACCUCAUCGCCGUCAACAGUCAGAACGUGAGCAAGGCGCCGCACGAUGACGUGGCGCGCCUCAUCGGCCUGUCCAAGCUGCUCAAGCUGCAGAUCGCCGAGAACUACUACUCGGACAGCUCGGACGACGAGUUCGUCACGGUGAACCGGCCGAAGCCCAAGUACCCGAACCGCCUGCGCCACAAGAACCAGCAGACACGCGCAGAGAAGGUGGUGCGCGACCUGCAGAGCGGGGCCAUCUUCAGCGAGCACACGGCCAUCCACCUGGGCGAGGCGGCGCUGCUGUCCGACCGCGAUGCCUGGCCCGAGUCCGCCUUCCCGCCCAAGGCGCCGCUUACGCCCACGCCCAAGGGACUCACGGUCUCCACGUCGGUGUCCCCCGUGCCCGAGGGCCUGGGCGGCGGCGACGGGGGCCCGGCCGGCGUGCCCUCCUCGACGUCGCCCACGCGCCUGCGCCCCGACCAGAUCCAGCUGGUCAUGGCGGAGGCGCGGCAGGUCACAAGAACGCCACGGCCCAUGAAGGAGCCACAGCAACAGCAACAACAGCAGCAGCAGCAACAACAACAGCAGCAACAGCAACAGCAGCAACAACAACAGCAGCAGCAACAGAAGCAGCAGUCGCAGCAGCAGCAGCAGGAGCACCCGCCGCGGCCCAGACACGUGGUCAAGAAGAAGGACAAGUCGCCGAAGGCCAAGCUGAGGCACCACCCGCAGAACCUCCCGCCGGAGACCGUGAGUCAGCUCGCGCACCACCAGCACCACCACCAGCAACAGCAGCAGCAGCAGCAACAACAACAGCACUUGCAACAACACCUGCAGCAACAGCAGCAACAUUUACAACAACAACAGCAUUUACAGCAGCAGCAUAGUCAACAGCAGCUCCUUCACCAGCAGCAGUUGCACCAGCAGCAGCCUCAGCGACAGCAGUCCCCGGUGCAGCAGCAGCUUCAGCAGUCACAGCAACAGCAUUCGGGCAUGUGGGUCGGCGUGGAGCUGCCGAGCGGCUCUGGAAAGGAGGCGUACAGCGUGCUGACGGAGCAGGAAAUCAACAAGCUCCUGUAUCCGACCCUGGCGGAGCUGCAGCAGCAGGCGGCGCCCAACGACCUGGGCGAGGCCCUGUACCGCGCCGUGGUGGGCUACCUGGGCACCAUCGAGAUGCCCAAGGAGCCCCAGGGUGGCUCUAGGCUGGCUGCCAUCAGGAACUGCAUCCGGCGACUGCGCAUCGAGAAGAAGGUGCACACGCUGGUGCUCAUGUCGGUGUUCACGGAGCGCGUGGUGCUCACCAGCCCGCACGGCCUCACGCUGGCGCAGUACCCGGCCGAGCGCAUCACCUUCUGCGGCGUGUACGCUGACGACAAGAAGUUCUUCGGCCUGGUAACGGUGCACGGCGCGUCGGGCGACGAGCUGAGCGACGGCAGCCAGGACGGGGGCAGCGUGUCGUCGUCGUGCCACGUGUUCAUGGUGGACCCUCGCAUGGUGCAGCACGCCGACCACGCGCGCAGGGCCAAGAACUUCCGACUCGAGUGCACGCCGCACCCCGAUGCGCCGCACUGCCAGGAGUUCCCCGACUCGGCCGACCCGAUUCUGCACUCCAUCAUGAGCCUGUACCGCAACCGGGUGGGGUUCCACCUGGACACCGGCGCGCCCGGGCUCAUCGACGUGGAGGCGCAGAUGUCGCCCCAGCACUCCAACACUUCCUCCAACUCCUCCAACUCUGACUCCGGCAUUGGCUUCAGGGACGACGGCGGACACCACUACCACCACAACGACCGCGUCUUCGUCGUCGAGGUGGACGACAACCAGCGCAUGCGCAUUCAGAACUUCCAGCUGGUGAGCAACCUCCGGGCCAACCUCAACGACAACCUCAGGUCAAACAUCGACAACCACAGAGGGAACAUCGACAAUCAUAGAGGGAAUAUCGAAAACCAAAGGGGAAACAUGGAUAACCACCGAGGGAAUAUGGAUAACCAUAGAGGAAAUAUGGAUAAUCACAGAGGGAAUAUGGAUAAUCUAAGGGGGAAUAUGGACAACCACAGGGGCAACAUAGAUAUCCACCGAGGAAACAUAGACAGCCACAGAGGGAACUUAGAUAACCACAGAGGGAACAUGGACAGUCACCGGGGCCUGGACAACCACAGGUCCAACAUGGAUAACCUGCGGGUCAACCUGGAUAGCCACCGGGCCAACCUGGACAACCUGCGGCCGAGCAGCACGGACAACUUCCGCUCCAAUCUGGAGACGCACCGCGUGCACCUCGACAACCUCCGUGGCAGCAUCACGGCGGGCUACGGCGGCGGUGUCAGCGCCUCCGUCACCGACAGCAUCGCGAACAGCCUGAGUGCCAACGUCUUACGUGCCAAUAUCAACGACUUCAACCCUUCCAGUGCCAAUAACCUCCGUGCCAUCGCGAGCGAGAAGCUGUUAGUGAGUGCGAGUGAGAACAGUAGUGCCAAAUUACUGGAUAACGUGCGUGCCAACGUGAACGACCACCUGCGAGUGAGUGUGACAGACAAAGUGUUGGGCAAUGUGGAUAACCUGCGAGUGAGCGUGAGUGACGCAAAACGGCUGAGUGACCUGCGGGCAAGCCUGGCCGAGAGCCGGGCCAGCCUCGUGGACGGCCGCACCAGCAUCACGGACGACCUUCGGGCGGCGCUGGAGGACGAGGUGCGGGCCGGCCUGCACGACGGGCGGACGAGCGGCGUGGACGGCCGCACCAGCAUCACCGACGACACGCGGCUGGCGCGCGACCGGGGCGCCACCAAGACCCCUGUGGCGGACUGCAGUGCCACGCCGGAGACGGGGCGCUUAACCGUGCGCGCCAUGCCGGACCCCGUGGGCUUCGAGCGCUCGCCGGGCUCCCUCAGCAGCAGCGACACGCCCGUGCACGUGGCCUCUAUGCGCCACUCCAUGCACAAGUACCUGCAGCACAAGCAGGAGCAUCUCGUCAAAGUGUCGCAGAAAAUCAACCGGCGGGAGUCCGACACGGGCGGCAUCCACCCGCUCAGCGUCCGCGCCUUCUCGCCUGCCACCACCAAGCCCAGCCCGCCCACGCCCACCGUCACGGCCUCCGCCCAGGAGACGUUGGACCUUGAGCUCUCGAUUAAAUUGUCCCCGAAGGUGUUCGGAGUGCCGCAGCUGCCUCUGGGCGGCGCCCUGUCCCCGCUGCGUCCACGGGCGCCCUCCGAGAGGUCCUACACGCGGUCCCUCGAGGACCUGCGGGACUCGUCCACCAGCGACGGCGUGGGCGGGCCUCUGGCCAGCGGAGGGUGCGGCAGUAGCUUCCGCGACGGCUCCGAGAGCGACCACGGGCUAGACCGCCUGCGGCACGUGCCUCUCACGCCGCUGGCGCGCCUGCUGCACGCCUCGGAGAACAACCUCACGCGCUACGGCAACAUCUACCCGUCGGAGCACCACCGCGGAGCCUUCCGCGCCGUGGCGCCCCGGACGCACCGCGAGCCCCCGGCGCCCCUUGGCGUCGGGGUGGUGCCGCGUAUGGGCGGCCUUGUAGGCGUGGGCGCCCUGGAUUCGGGCGACGAACACACAGAAAACACAGAGAACACCGGGGAACAAGAAGGAAGCCAGGACGUGCACCCGCCGACGCAGGACGAGUUCUCGCACGACUCCGACUCCGAGCAGGUUGAUGGAGGAGUGGAGAAAAAAUGGACACGCAGUAGUUCUCUUCGUCGCACUUUCCACCAUUCCAGUCACAAUAGUGGCCACCAGCAGGAUCCAUCUGCACACUCAGAUACUGAGAUUGGGAAGAUAUCUGCCCCACAUAGUCUUCUAGAUGGGGACUGUGGUUCAGUAGGAGGCAGCGUUUCAUCAGAGAGAGGAAUUGAUGUUGGGAGAGUGGGUGCUUGGGCCACUUCCUUUGAGAAGCUCUUGGAAGACCCUGCAGGGUUACACACUUUUGCUGAGUUCCUGAAAAAAGAAUAUAGUCAUGAAAACAUUUACUUUUGGACUGCCUGUGAGCGAUACAAGCGCUUGUCCAACCCCGAUGAACUACGUGCCAUGGCCAAAGAGAUCUUUGAGAGACAUUUGUGCAUUGGCGCUUCAGAACCUGUCAAUGUUGACUCCCAGGCAAGACAGGAUGCUCAAGAUGGUCUGCAUUCUCCUAAUGAAUUCCUCUUUGCACAGGCACAGAAGCAAAUCUUCAAUCUCAUGAAGUUUGACAGUUACUCACGAUUCUUAAAGUCAAACUUGUACAAGGACUGUGUAUCACGAGACAUAAGGGGCCAGACUCUGCCAUACCCGGGAGAUGAAACACUUGACUCUGACCUUAGGAUUGUUCAAGAGGAUUCCCAUGUGAAGCUAAAGAAGAGCAAAUCCGAUGCUGAUGAACGGCGCAGGAAAUCCCUCUUGCCAUGGCACCGAAAGGACCGCAGCAAGAGCAAGGACAGAGGAGAAGCAGAAUACAGACGGAGGAAGAAGAUGGGCCAACGGAACCCUUCUGAAUCCUCCAGUGUUCGGUCGGAUAUGAGUGGAAGCCGAACGUCUCUCAAUUCCUCUGAUAUUGCGCUUGGUAGAAGAGCUGUGUCCAAAGAAUCCCUUACAAGUGGUGAGCUUGGAAGCCUAAGUGGAAGUGAAGGCUGCAACAGAUGUCGCGUCAUUCUGCCUGAUCUCAGCAACUCUGUUGUGGCAGUUCGUCCUGGGGAGUCCAUACAGGUGCUAUUGACGAGGCUAUUAGAACGCCGAGGAAUCUCUUAUUCUACCUUUGAUGUGUAUCAACACAAAUCAGACAAGUCUCCUGCCUACAAGCUGAUGGAGAAGACAGAGGACAGCUCUGUGCUGGGAGGACUAGAGGUCAGGCUUGAACAGAGGAUUCUCUUCCGUCUGGACCUUCCCAACCGCAAAACUGUAUGUGUUAAAGCUAAACCAAAUAAACUUGCAAAUGAAGUUCUUAAACCGAUUCUGCACAAGUAUGGUUACAAGCUCGACCUCAUGACCAUUCAUAAGGUUGGAGAAGAAAAAGGAGUUAACCUAAAGUGCCAUGUGAAUGAGUUGGAUGGAGAUAGGCUAGUUGUACAGACCAAGGAGGAAGUGAAAGAGUGGGGAGUAGAACCAGCUCGUCAAAAAAAGAGAGGCAGUCUAGAUGAAAUCACCAACCGCGUCUUUGAGGAUCUGUUGAACGGAAAAUCAGAGCAAAAUUUUGAUGAACUUGGUGUCCUAGAUUUUGAUGCCAGAUCUUCCAGAACGGACAGAAGCAGUGAUAGAUCAUCUGGCAUCCUGGGCGGCUUCAGCAGGAGAAAUUCCCUGGCACCUGAUAAGGAGUCAAACAAGAAACCAAGAAAACCCAACAGCAGGUCAAGUGUACACGAAAACCUUGGUGUGCGAGGGAUGAUGCCACCACCAGAGCAUGCAAUAGUCACAAAGCGGCGUGGCAACAACCCAGCCAAUGCAAAACAAGAGAAUGAUGAGUUAUAUGAAGGACUGAAACGUGCUCAGAGGAGCCGCCUAGAUGACCAAAGAGGGACAGAAAUUAAUUUUGAACUGCCUGAUUUUCUCAAGUGUGACCAACCUCAGGACAAGGAGAACCAGCAUGCACAUCUGGCUGAUCAGCUGUUAGCGCACCUGGAAUGCUCCUUCUCAGAAGGAGGUGUUAUACCAAGCCACCAGGAAGCUGAGGACUACUUCAGCAUGGCUCACCCUGAGGUCUGGGGAGGCAUUCCAACCAAUUCAGGCCCACACUCGGCUAACGCCACGCUUCUCGCACCUGACAUAGACCUGGAUGACUUUGAUGACACGCUCCAGGGCGAUGAAUCUCUCUGCCAGGUACCCAUGCCUGAGACCACCUCCAGCUCCCUGCACAUAGAUGCCCCUGAUUUCUCCCCACCGCCUCCUAUACCCAUGGAAAACUCCACAGUCUCAGCAGUUUCCAGAAUGCCUCCACCUUCUCUUCUGCUGUCACCUCCUCCUCUUCCCCCAAAGCCAAAGUUGGGGGGAACCAGAGGGCCUCCUCCUCGGCCGCCCUCCCGCCAACUUCACCUCCUCAACCCACCCACCUUUUCAUCCACAAGUGAUGAUGAUGCUCUACAUUCUAAUGACGCACCCAUCCACAUCACCAGACAAAGCCAUGACAAAUUCAAUAUCAGUUUUGUUUAAUGGAAAUUUUUUGGGGUGGAUGAUUUUUGUUAUCACCAGAAAUCCCAAGGAUAUAUAUAUAUAUUGAUGAGUCUAAUUUAAGACGAUUUAAUUAUGAAUAUAUUUUUCCUCUAGGAUAUUGUAAAUGCCUAUCUUCACUUGUACAUUAUAGUAUAAAACUAUAUAAAAUCAAAUAAUUUGGCAUGGCAUAGCUUGAACUUUUUCCCAUGUCUAAUUUUAAGUCCUCAGUGGUGAUAGCUGGAAACCAGACAGCCACAGAGGACAAAGGCAAGUGCCUCAAUGCCUGGGAAAUUAUUCUUUUAUACAGUACAAAAAUGUUAAUGAAAAGAAGUGUGCCAUUCCAGGUAGUUCAUAUAUAUUAUAAAUGUUAUAUAUGAGAGAGACUGUAUGUAUGUAGUAAUAAAUAUUUUUACUUAGAAAUUGACGCCCUGGCAGAGUGGCUAGAUGCGUUGUGAUACAAACAGUAUUUCAGUGUGUAUAGAGUACACAUGUUGUAAAUAGUUUAUAUAUUGUGCUUUCAUGUAUAUAUUGACUGCAGUGAGCAUGAUUUUCUAUAUAUCUUCUAAAUACUGUUUCUUAAAAUGUAAAUAAUUCCAUGUUCCUAUGUCUAUGAAUUUAUACACUAGACAAUCUGUUUAAUUUCUAUACAGUUAUGCACCACAGUGGCAAUAAUAUGAAAAUAAAUAAUUUUGAAUUUU
This is a messenger RNA of Penaeus indicus, 7171 nucleotides long. It is a transcript of the gene loco, whose product is annotated as regulator of G-protein signaling loco-like. The transcript has 15 exons. The record is from RefSeq and is a predicted model, not a curated record. Gene Ontology annotation, cellular component: cytoplasm; plasma membrane; nucleus. Gene Ontology annotation, molecular function: protein binding; GTPase activator activity. Bases 201 to 6473 code for a protein of 2090 amino acids. Lineage: Eukaryota; Metazoa; Arthropoda; Malacostraca; Decapoda; Penaeidae. Gene Ontology annotation, biological process: regulation of G protein-coupled receptor signaling pathway; signal transduction.